CGUCUCAAAAAAUUUACGGUAAAGAAAUAAGAGGAAUAUCUUUUUGAAAAUGGCAAUAUAUGAUUACGUUGGCCAAUACAGAACAUGAAUGAAACUUAAUAAUCAAAGGUAUUAUUGAAUCAAAUCAAAUCAAGGGGAAAUGACCCUUCAACCGAAAACACUUCGUUCCCGCAAAUUUCCUUUUCUUUAACCUCACUCUCCGCCUCAUUAUUAUUUAUUAUUCUUAAAUAUCAAGCAAAACCCAGUUCAAGAAAGCUAUAUCAGAUUGACAUUCUUGCACAUUUAUUUCGAAAAAACAAAAAUGGGUGUUUUUUCUGGUCAUUGGCCUUCUGAAUCUGAGUUGGAUAAAUUAAGACAGAAAGUCGCCGAAAUGUCUGGUAGAGAUGCUCAAGAGGUCAGGGUGGUUGUAUCACCUUACAGGAUUUGUCCAUUGGGCGCUCACAUUGAUCAUCAGGGGGGAACCGUUUCAGCUAUGACAAUCAAUAGGGGUAUACUACUUGGUUUUGUUCCUUCUAAUGACACCCAGGUUACACUACAAUCUGGGCAAUUUAAAGGAGAAGUUCGGUUCAGAGUAGAUGAAGUUCAGCUUCCUAAGCAUAUCUCCAAGACAAAUGGUUUGAAUGAACAAAUUGACUCAUCCAAACCUCAGGAAGAAUGCAAAUGGGGUAACUAUGCUAGGGGAGCAAUAUACGCCCUGCAAAACAAAGGAAAUCCUCUGAAAACGGGUAUCACUGGGUUUAUCUGUGGUUCUGAGGGUCUUGACAGUUCAGGUCUCAGCUCUUCUGCAGCUGUUGGUAUAGCAUAUCUGUUGGCUUUCGAAAGUGCAAAUGGUCUUGUAGUGUGCCCAACUGAAAAUAUUGAAUAUGAUAGGCAGAUUGAAAACGAAUAUUUAGGUUUAAAAAAUGGUAUAUUGGAUCAGUCAGCAAUAUUGUUAUCAAGCUACGGCUGUUUGACCUGCAUGAAUUGCAAGAUUUCACAUUCUGUAGAAAACUCUGACAAUUAUAGACCGCAUGUGCAGACCAUAAAACACAAACUGAUACGCCCUCCAGAGGUGCAAAACAAUCAUGUCGGAGAGUUAGGUAAUGCAUACAAGAUAUUGCUGGCCUUUUCAGGUCUGAAACAAGCAUUGACAACAAAUCCUGGAUAUAAUCGGCGAGUUGCAGAGUGUCAAGAGGCUGCAAAAUUAUUGCUGCAAGCUUCAGGGAAUGAAGAAGUGGAACCUGUUCUAUCAAACGUUGAACCAGAAGUUUUUGAAGCCCACAAGAGCAAAUUAGAACCCGACCUAGCUAAAAGAGCAGAGCACUAUUUCUCUGAAAAUGAGAGAGUGCUGAAAGGACUUGAGGCUUGGGCGUCCGGAAACCUUAAAGAAUUUGGAGAGCUUAUUACAGCAUCUGGUCUAAGUUCUAUUCAAAACUACGAAUGUGGUUGUGAACCACUUAUACAGCUAUAUGAGAUUCUUCUGAAGGCUCCUGGUGUACUUGGGGCACGGUUUAGUGGUGCAGGAUUCCGAGGCUGCUGUCUUGCGUUUGUAGAUGCAGAUAGAGCAGAAGAAGCCGCAAUGUUUGUCAAGAACGAGUACUGUAAGCUCCAGCCCGAGUUGGCAAGCCAUAUCAACCAAGGGCCGGCUGUAUUGAUAUGCGAUGCAGGUGACUGUGCACGCGUGAUCUGAAACACUGCCAGUUAGCUAAACUUGUAAACGCACUCAGGUUCAUACUUGUAGCUCCACGAUUUCCCAUUUUUUCAUCCAUUCUUUUCAAGUGAUUUGUCUUCUUGUAUCCUUACUAUUUCAGUUUCCACAUUGACUUGGUGUAUAUUAUUUUGGAUGUUGAAGAAAGAUUGUGUCAAUAAUUUGUAUUGGCCUCCAUUGCCCAAUUUGUGUACGAAGUCUUAUUAGAAUUUUGAGGAUCCAA
Nicotiana tabacum (common tobacco) is the source of this 1910-nucleotide messenger RNA. Lineage: Eukaryota; Viridiplantae; Streptophyta; Magnoliopsida; Solanales; Solanaceae. The record is from RefSeq and is a predicted model, not a curated record.